GUUUCCUUGGUCGUGACGAACCAACUUCAUGUUCCUCUUAAAACAUACUUAACAUAAAACAUCGAAAGUGUUAAAUAACCUCCAAAAAUACAAACGAACCCAUUUAAAAAUGAACCUCAAAAAGAUCAAGAUAAAAAGAAAUAUUAAAAAUCAAGCAAACUAAAACAAUAACCUUAAAAUGUAAACGAAUUAAAAUAAUUGUUGGAAGCAUAUCAUUCUAUAAGAGAAAAACAUAGUUCUAGAAGAGAGUACCUACAGUAGUAUUUUUGAUACAGUUAUUUGGGGCCAUUAUACAAAAAUACAGUUAUUUUUAGACGAAUAGCUAAGUAUAACCUUAGAUUGUUGAUGUUAUACCUUUUAUAUAUAGUUGUUAGAUGUUUGUGCUCAAUUAGAUGAAUAAGUGUCUAUAUAUGUUUAAACUUUUUGGGGCCACGAAAAAUGACAGUACGUCUUAACAAAUUCAUAUACCGUUAAUAUCUAUUUUUCCACUUCUGAACAUCUCAAAUUGGUCCUCAAAAGUAAAUUGAAUAAAAUUAGUUUGUAUUUAUAUAGAAUUCGAUGUUUUUCAAUGUCUAGUAUGUGUUUUAACGUGUUAUUUUAAACUUUCUGUAUUUCUUCGGAUCCGCGAAAAAAUAUUUUCCAAUCGGUUGGUUUGGUAUGGCAAGUUCGGUACCACAAGCCGGCAAACCAGUGAUAGCGACCAUAAGUACUGCAAACGGCCUACCAGAAGGAGAAAUGGAUGCAUUGUUAUUGGGAAGAACGAGGGAGCUUGUAGUCAGUUCCCCGAACGAGAGAAACUGGAGGGGAAUAUUUAUCGCCUUACUAGUCAUUGUCGCUGUAUUAGGCCUAAUUGUCUUCAGUAUAGUAUUAGUCUCACCUCCUGAAGAAGGACCUAGGACAAAGGGUAUCAAACCAUCACUUGAGGAUAUCUUCCUUAAGCUACCACCACCUGCCAAAUUCAAUGGAACUUGGAUAUCAGAUUCCGAAUUUAUUUACAAGGAUGAACAUGGAGGCGUUACACUUUUCGAUGCAGAUAACUUAACAGCGACUACUGUUAUGACGAAUAUGACGUUUAUACAGUAUGCUGUAGCUGAUUUCAAGAUUUCUAACAAUCUGAAAUACAUUCUUCUUAUUAGUGAAGUUAAAACAGUCUUCAAAUAUACAACUUUAGCCAAAUAUCAUAUCUACGAAAUUGCAACAAGAUUACGUAGGCCGUUAUCUCCAACGGAACUUGACGAAAAUGCGCCGUUCUUACAAUAUGCCACAUGGUCGCCAGACGGCACUGCGAUUGCCUUCAUUCAUAACAACGACAUUUAUUACAAACCUAAAGUAGAGAAAGAUUUAAUUUGUCGAAUAACUUAUACAGGUCAAUCCGAUAUUAUUUUCAAUGGUAUACCCGACUGGCUAUACGAAAAUUAUAUUUUAAAGACUUCACACGCUUUAUGGUUCUCAGCAGACGGUAUUUAUUUGUUGUAUGUUACGUUCAAUGAUACCAACGUCGGAGAAUAUAAAUAUCCCUGGUACGACACUCACGAAAAUCAACAAACUUUAUAUCCGAAGAUCAAGUCUUUUAGGUAUCCCAGGGUGGAGACGCAAAAUCCGGAGGUUUCCGUUUGGAUAGUGAAUCUAACAACUGUGAAAUAUUUGUUUCCCCUCGAGUUGAAACCGACCAACAGUGUAGAGAAUGACAGUUAUGUAACCAGCGUAAGUUUUCACGGAGAGAAUAAUGUGGGAAUCGUAUGGUUGAACAGAUCUCAGAAUAAAUACGUCAUUGUUACCUGUAGAUCACAAAAUAAUUACAAUUGUUCGAAUUUUCACAUUGAAAAAGAACAUAUUGGCUGGACAGAACCCAUAUUUCAUCCAGUUUUCAAUUGGAACGGUACUAAGGUCUUAGUUCGACUUCCAGUGAAAGAUGGCGAUAAUGGUCACUUCAUGCACGCUUGCGAAAUUUCAAAUAGUAGAGUUCGACCUCUCACACACGGAGCUUUCGAAAUAACGAGGAUAUUAGCUUGGGAUGAAGAAAAUUCAAAUAUAUAUGCUCUUGGAACUCUCGAAAACGCACCAGGGGUUCGUCACCUCCUUCGCAUAACGGAUCAAAAUUCUCCUCAAUGGUUCUGUUUAACUUGCAGCCCUGAAGUUGAUUUAAAUAGUACAUUCUCCGAACCGCAAAACGAAACAACUAUAAACAAUAGUUUGUGGCUAGAUUAUCCUUGUGAAUACAACAAUGUAAUAUUUAGUAAAAAUUACAAAUACUACAUUCAAGAAUGUCUAGGACCGGAAAUUCCAAUCGUACUUUUAGUUAAAACUUCCACAAAUUCGAGAAGAGUUAUCCUAGAUACUAGUUUCAAACUUAGGAAAAAAGUUCGAAAGUUAUCACCGCCUCAAAUAAAAACUUUUUCAGUUGAAAUUGAGUAUGGAUUUAAGGCUCAAGUUAGAUUAUAUUUACCUGGAAUACUAAGGGAAUACGAAGAUAUCACUUUUCCCAUAGUUUUACUAGUAGAUGCUGCACCUUCUUCCCAAACAGUUUCUUCCAAAUGGGAAAUAUCAUGGCCGUGGUUUUUAGCUAGUACUAGAAAUUAUAUAGUGGCUCAAAUAGAUGGUAGGGGAUCCGGUUACCAAGGAAUUAAAAUGAGAAGAGAAGUUCAGCGUAGAAUAGGCCUCAUAGAAGUUCAAGAUCAACUAGCGGUACUGACGUACUUAAGAGAUACUUUCAAGUUUAUAGAUCAUGGUAAGAUAUGCAUAAUAGGAAAAGGUUAUGGUGGUUAUACUGCUGCUAUGAUGUUGCUGCAAGAUUUUCACCAAGUUAUCAAUUGCUCCGUUAGCGUAGCUCCUAUUACGAACUGGAGAUAUUUCAAUUCUUAUUAUGCUGAAAAAUAUUUGGGCUUCCCUUCGCGUCAUUUGCAAGAAUAUGAUAAUGCAGAUUUAACAAUGAAAGCUGCUAAUUUGAACGGUCGUAGAUUCUUACUAAUUCAUGGUACAGCAGAUACGGAAAUAACCUUACAACAUACUCUGAUGCUUGCCAAAGCUUUAAUAGAACAAAAUAUACUCUUCCAACAAUUGGAAUAUCCGGACGAAGGACACAAUUUUAGUAAAAAGGCUUUGCUUCAUAUGUAUAAAGAAAUAGAUUCAUUUUUCAAUGAUUCUUUUGGACCCGUCUACGAAGAAUGGAACGACGAAUCUUCCUUUUUCAUCUAAUUUAGUCUAAACUACCUAUACGUCAUUUUGAUGUCCGCCGAUUACGAAACAAAAUGACCAAUUCGGAGUGGACCUUUUAUACAUUUCUCGAAAUAUCCGGUGACGUCCAAAAUUUGGAAAUCUUUGGACCACGAACGAUAUCAGGAGUUUUAUUCCUUCUAUAACUUAUUUCAAUGUUAAUCAGAGGCUCAUCUAGAAGUUUCAGAUUUUUCCGUAUUUACAAGUAAAAUUUUCGACAAAAAAUAUACAAUUUCGAACUUUUCAAACUUCAUAUAUUAGAGUGUUUUUAAUUUUAUAUAUACGAAUGUUAUUAAGUCGAAUUAUAAAUUUUUAGUGAUGGAUUUUUUCUGCACUAUUCCCUCCACAAAUAUAUAUAAAGUUGUUCAUUUAUGUGAUAAAUGAACAUCUAUUAUCGUCCAUCAAAUAUUGUUUUUUUUUUCGAAAAUUUUACACUUUUGAGUGUUCAGUAACUCUAAUUAUCUGUUGUCGUAAACAAGGAACAUAUUUAAGAUAAAAGUUACGCCAAAUAUCUAGAAAAUUCCUAAAAUUAUAACUUUGUCAACUAUUGAAGUCAAAAUCUACAUCAUCAUUGUUUGGAUUUUUAUUCUAAAAAACUGAUUCCGCAUUUCUCAAAAUUUCCAAAAAAAAAACGACGCAGGGUGGUAAUUACGAAAAAUUAUACUUAUUACUGAUCCUCAACUACGUGUUAUCAUCAUCCAGAAAGUGUUUUUUGAAUCUCCUAUAACAAAAAGAUCUUAUCCUCAUCAGUAAAACACGUUUUAAUGACUGUUACCUCAUUUUCUAUCUUUAAAAGUUGGAAUACCGCAGAUAUCGAUCGCUAGGAUUUAGAUUAAGCAACAAGAUCGAUGAUUUGGCUAAUUAUAGCCUUGUUUUCAAUAAUAAUGGAUAGACUAUAGAAAAGUUUCUAGUAUUUUCGUAGUAAACACCGAGAGAAUCUCAUAUUUCCCAUUGUUUUUUCAUAUUAGCACAAUCAACAAACAUACAACAAAAAAGAAACCAUCUCUAUCAUUAGUUGAAUUAAUCCAGCAGUCCCUAGGUAUUAAGAUAUCACAAAAACAAAAAUUGAGAUUCGGAAGAUCAUAAUCUUAUAUUGAGAUCUUUUAACCAUACAAGACGAAGAAUUUGGUAUUGACCAAAUAUGGUGUGUCUAAAAUGGCUAGAUAUUUCAUAAUGAGCUUUUCUAAGCGAACAGAGUAGAUAGAACAAAUAAAUAGGCAGGUUAUUAUUCGAAAUCAUAUCAUUUGUAAAAUAAAAGUUAUUUUGAUGAAGUUCACAAAAUCGAUGAUAAUAUCAUAAGAAUUAAACUCGCAUUUGCUUAUUUCAAUAGAAGAGAAAUAAGAUAAAUAAAGAAAUCAUCCUUAAAAUAGGCCAAAGAAAGACUUCUUUGGUAAAUGCAUGAAAAAGUUGGGAACCCGUUGGACUAACUCAAUCUAUAGAGAAGGAAAUUAGUAAUCUUGACGACUAAAACGAAAUUUGCUUCAAAAACUUUAUAGCAUUUGAUCGAUAUUCAAAUCUUUUUAUUUUGACUCGUCGAUACUAUUUUUCUCUUUAAUAUUAGUGCUAUACUCCAGACCACACUUCCUAAACUGAACUUCUGUUGCCAAUAUCUUUUAACCAAAUUUUUCUCAUAUACGUUUGAUUUCUAUGAAUGUUAUUUUAACCACGAAAAUUGGUAGUACUGGUACUAUAACAAUAAUUUUUUGUAAUUUCCAAAAGACUUUUAGGUAAGAAAAUAUAUUUUUUUCAAUUCAUCAUUCACCCACUCAUCAUCCAAUCAUUACAUUUAAAAAUAAUACACUUUAACAAAUUUCUCUUUUAUAUUAUCAACUGAAGGACGAAACGAACAAACAAACAAAAAAAUAAUAAUGUCCGUUAUUUGUUCACUUUAAACGAGUACAUGUUUAUAUUUUGUCGAUGACUGUAAUAAUUUAAAAUCUGCAACUAAUUUGUUUACUAUUUUUCAACUGUGAAUUAUUUCUUUGACGUUUAUGGUUAUGAAACCUUGAAAUAAUUGAAGGAAUUUUGAAGAAAAAAAAGUAUGAAAGGAAAAUGUAGUAC
Messenger RNA from Diorhabda sublineata, 5274 nucleotides. Its product is annotated as inactive dipeptidyl peptidase 10. Lineage: Eukaryota; Metazoa; Arthropoda; Insecta; Coleoptera; Chrysomelidae. Bases 658 to 3195 code for a protein of 845 amino acids. The record is from RefSeq and is a predicted model, not a curated record. Gene Ontology annotation, biological process: proteolysis. Gene Ontology annotation, molecular function: serine-type peptidase activity; dipeptidyl-peptidase activity. The transcript has 11 exons.